Messenger RNA from Pteropus alecto (black flying fox), 2568 nucleotides. It is a transcript of the gene TMEM169, whose product is annotated as transmembrane protein 169. The record is from RefSeq and is a predicted model, not a curated record. The transcript is spliced from 4 exons. Lineage: Eukaryota; Metazoa; Chordata; Mammalia; Chiroptera; Pteropodidae. The coding region runs from base 369 to 1262 and encodes 297 amino acids.
GGGCCUAAGACGCCCUGGCUCCGCCUCGUCGUCGCUCUGGCCAUCUGCAGAAGCUCUCGGUUCUCCAAGGGAAAGCCCACUCCCCUGCGGCGGCUUCUUCACCUUCCGCAUUCUCUCUGCCAGCCUCUGUCCCUGGCACGUGUAGGAAGAGAAAUAUUGACUCGAUUCUGAGGCAUUUCUUAUUCCAGAAAAUUCCAGGUUUUCUCCCGUGGGAAGGAGGAACACUUUAAAUUUCUUUUAAAGUUGAACUCAUCGUUGAGACAUCUUUGCAUAGCCUCAUCCAGGAAGGAGCUCUGUGAUGUGUGGAUUAUAAAUUUGCUCAAGCAAAUCAGAUUCUUCACAAAAAAUAACUAGAUGUGAAGACUAGGAUGGAAGAGCCAGCACCAGUGGAAGGCCAGGGCCAGCUCCCAAGCCCCCACCAGGGCUCUCUGAGGAAGGCUGUGGCUGCUGCCCUGGCCCUAGAUGGGGAAUCCACAAUGGGUCGUAGGAAAAAGAGGAAGAAGGAUUCCCGUCCAGAAUCUAUCAUCAUCUAUCGGUCAGAGAGUGAGAAAGUGGAUGAUGAGCUUGGGGAAUCAGAGGGUGGAGAACAGCCCAAAGAGGAAGAAGGAGACGAUUUCCUAGACUAUCCUGCUGAUGAUGGUAUGUGGAACAUGCCUUUGGAUAGCCGCUAUGUCACACUGACUGGGACCAUCACACGAGGGAAGAAAAAGGGUCAGAUGGUGGACAUCCAUGUCACGUUGACAGAAAAGGAGCUACAGGAAUUGACCAAGCCUAAAGAAUUAUUGAAGGAAACAACACCUGAAGGCAGAAAGGCCUGCCAGAUGGCAGCAGACCGCGGACCCCAUGUGGUCCUCUGGACGCUGAUCUGCCUGCCCGUGGUUUUUGUCCUCUCUUUUGUUGUCUCUUUCUACUAUGGCACUAUCACCUGGUACAACAUCUUCCUUGUGUAUAAUGAGGAAAGGACCUUCUGGCACAAGAUCUCAUGUUGCCCCUGCCUCAUUCUCUUCUAUCCAGUGCUCAUCAUGGCCAUGGCCUCUUCCCUGGGCCUCUAUGCUGCUGUGGUUCAGCUCUCAUGGUCCUGGGGAGCAUGGUGGCAAGCUGCCCAGGACAUGGAAAAAGGUUUCUGUGGUUGGCUCUGCAGCAAGCUAGGUCUGGAGGACUGUUCUCCUUACAGCAUUGUGGAAUUGCUUGAAUCUGACAAUAUCUCAGGCAAUCUCUCCAACAAGGAUCCCAUCCUGGAAGUAGAAACUUCUACUGUCUAAACUCCCAACACCUUACUUUCUUCUCUGGUCCCAGUAGCCUGGAUAGCACUCAAUUCCAGAAGAUUCUUUCUUUUGAUUAUUCCCUCCCCCUCACAGUCCUAGAAUAUUCUAGCCCACGCUGAUCUGCCCUACCAUCUUGUUGGUUCCAGGAGGGCAGGGAACAGAAAAGCAAUUUAUGGGAAAGUAGCCUAUACAAUAGACAAACUCUUCUUCAUUUCCUGCCCUAAAAUGGCUAUCUGGGAUAGGAACCUCAGUUGUUUGUCAGUUUAGGAGCUCGAAGGUGCUACUGGAGCCUGGAACCCAAGGGAGUAUAUGACUAAAUGUGACGGAGAAUAAGGACGCUCUGGGGGGAACCAAGUCCACCAAUAAAAUAAUAGAUAGGGAUGGAGUUAAACAUUUAGGAAGUACAGUAUAGCAGAAUGUAAAGAUUUGUGUGUGUCACUUAGGGUUUUAUUUAACUGCAUAUAAUUAAUAUCCCAAAAUAGAAGUUUAUUUCUUUCUUAUAUAGAAGAAGUCUGGAGGCAGACCAUCAGGCAGACCAUUGGGAUGCAGGCUUCUUUUAUUCUCCUACCAUUAGUGAGAUGUGAUCCUCAUCGCCCUUAUCUUUAACACCCCAGUGCUGUCUACAUCUGCAGCAGCCACAUCCAUGUUUCCGGCAGAAUAGAGGAGGGCACAGAAGAGCACAUUCUCUCUGUUCAAGGAGACUUCCCAGAAGUCUCAACACUUCUUAUAUCUCAUUGGCCAACUUUUAGUCACAUGACCUCACAAGCAAAAGAGGCUGGGAAAUGUAGUCUUUUGACUACACAGUUAUAUACCAGGUUAAAUGUUGGGGUUAUGCUAAUUUAAGAAAAAAGGAAAGAAUGGCUAUUUUGAUAGGCAAGUAAGAAUUCCAGUAAUUAUUUAAAUAUAUUCAGAUCUCAAACGGUGGAUAUAUUAUUUAUUUAUUUAUUUAUUUAUUUAUUUAUUUAUUUAGGCCUGAAUCUUACACAGAGAUUUUAUAUGUGGAUACUAGCUAUAUAUACUAUGUAUAUGCUAUACAUAGAUAUUAGUAACUCAUACACUUUGCAAUUAAAUAUCUAUAGUGUCAUGUGGUUUCAGGGUUUUUUAGAAAGGGAAAGUAAACAGUUGAGUACAAUUAUAUAAUAAGUACAACUAUAUAAUAGUACUAUAUAACAUUAGCAUAAUUUUUUUCCUAGAAUGAAUAAUUUUUUUUUUCCUAAUUAAAAAAAAAAAAUAGGAAUCUUAACAGGUAAAGCAGAUUUGGGAGGUUUUGGUCCUUACAAGAAUAUCUCAUUUCUUAUUCUUA